AAAAAAUUGUUCUUCGCUCUCGACUUUUUUUCUGCGUGAAGCCCUCGGUCAAAGUGCAAGCACAGCCGCAGUCGAGCCGCCUUCCCACGCUUCCACCGACAACAGCAAGCGCGGCUGGCGCACCUUUCGACAAACCGCCACCAUGCCUCUCUUUAUCCUUACCGAGACCAGCGCCGGCUAUGGCCUUUUCAAGGCGGCCGACAAGAAACUGCUGGAGUCCGACAAUCUCUCAGAACGUCUUUCCACCGUGGAUAAGAUUGUUAAAGAGAUUAAGUACAAGGAGUUUGCCAAGUUCGACAGUGCCGCAACAGCGCUUGAGGAAGUUGCUGGUGUGAUUGAGGGCAAGGUCACGCCGAAGCUGGCCAGUCUCCUCAAUGAGUUCAAGGAUGAGAAGAAGGUCACUCUGGCCGUGGCCGAGAGCAAGCUCGGCAGCUCGAUUCUCAAGCUUCCCGGAUUGAACAUCAAGCCCAUCUCCGACUCGUCGACAACCGACUUGUUCCGUGCCAUUCGCAAGCACUUGCCCGACCUCAUCCCCGGCAUGCUCCCAGAAAACUUCCAGGAGAUGUCUCUGGGUUUGUCGCACUCGCUCUCGCGGCACAAGCUCAAGUUCUCCCCCGACAAGGUCGACGUCAUGAUUGUGCACGCCGUGUCUCUGCUUGACGAGUUGGACAAGGAGCUAAACACGUAUGCCAUGCGUGUUAAGGAAUGGUACGGCUGGCACUUCCCCGAGCUGGCCAAGAUUCUGCCCGACAACUUGUCCUAUGCCAAGGUCAUUGUUGCCCUCGGCAUGCGUGCAAACGCGUCCAAGGCCGAUCUGUCCGAGAUCUUGCCUCACGAGAUCGAGACCGCCGUCAAGGCCGCUGCUGAUAUCAGCAUGGGUACUGAGAUCACUGAGGAGGACCUUGAAAACAUCAAGCUGCUUGCUGAGCAAGUCAUCAGCUACUCCGAAUACAGGAGACAGCUUGCCGAGUAUCUUGAGAACCGCAUGAAGGCCAUCUCCCCGAACAUGACGGAACUCGUCGGUCCUCUUGUUGGUGCUCGGCUCAUUGCGCAUGCCGGCUCUCUCAUCAACCUCGCCAAGAACCCUGGUUCUACCAUCCAGAUCCUCGGCGCUGAGAAGGCUCUCUUCCGUGCCCUCAAGACCAAGCACGCGACGCCCAAGUACGGUCUGAUCUACCAUGCUUCGCUAGUCGGCCAGGCUUCUGGUGCGAACAAGGGCAAGAUGGCUCGUCAGCUGGCUGCGAAGGUUGCGCUUGGUGUGCGUACAGAUGCGCUCGCCGAAUUUGAGGAAGACGCGGAUGAUGAGACGCGCGCCAGCCUGGGUAUCCGGGCCAGAGCCAAGCUCGAGAACAACCUGCGCUUGCUAGAGGGCAAGCCGCUGUCGAAGGGUGUUGCGGUCGGGCCCAACGGCGUUCCGCUCGGCGCCCCCGCCAAGUGGGAUAUCAAGGAGGCUCGCAAAUACAAUAUUGACGCCGAUGGCCUCGGUGCCGAAGCUCAAGCUCCUAAGAAGCCCCUCAUUCAAGAGGUGGAUGAGGAGAUGGCUGAGCUCGAUGUGGCGGACAAGUCCGACGUGGAAAUGAAGGACGCUCCCAGUAAGAAGGACAAGAAGGAUAAGAAGGACAAGAAGGACAAAAAGGAGAAGAAGGACAAAUCCCAAAAGUCCAAGGAAUCCGAGGCUCCGGCGCCGGCCAAGAUUACCGAGAAGGACUACGAGCGCCUGGCCAAGGAGGCCGGCAUGUCGGUCUCCAAGUUCACUCGCAAGCUAGAAAAGGGCCAGAUCAAGGUGAACGCCGAUGGCACAGUAGAGGUUCUCAGCAAGAAGGACUCCAAGACACAGGAGGUUGAGGAGGAGCAAGCUGAGACUCCUGUCAAGUCGAAGAGCUCGAAGCGCAAGCACGAGCCCGAGGAGGAGACGCCAGCGAAGGAGGAGAAGCCAAAGAAGAAGAAGAAGAAGUCCAGCAAGGAGUAACCGGUUGCCUGUUCUGCUGGGUUUAUCUCUUUUACUUGCUUCUCUGUAUGAUACACCUUCUGGCGUCCCGGCUGGUGGUUUUGGCGUUUGGAUGGGCAAGAAAACGGCGUUCGGGUGGAUUGGUUGUGUGUAUUCGUGCCGCACUCCAGCUUCAGGUGAUGAAAUGGCAGGAACGGCGGCUAGUGGCUGGUGCUCGCUUCACGCGGCACCAAUUCUCGACAGAGCGAGAAAUAGCCUUAUUACAGAGUGUCCAGUUUGACUUCCAGAUGAUAUGUUACGUGUAUUGAGAGAGUUUGGUAGCCCAGAGAGGAAUCAGUGCUUAGUCCUUGCUUAUCGCUUAUCGCCC
Messenger RNA from Thermothelomyces thermophilus ATCC 42464, 2315 nucleotides. RefSeq lists its product as uncharacterized. The transcript is spliced from 3 exons. NCBI's taxonomy places the organism in Eukaryota, Fungi, Ascomycota, Sordariomycetes, Sordariales, Chaetomiaceae. Bases 143 to 1969 code for a protein of 608 amino acids. Gene Ontology annotation, cellular component: box C/D methylation guide snoRNP complex; small-subunit processome. Gene Ontology annotation, molecular function: snoRNA binding. The record is from RefSeq and is a predicted model, not a curated record.